Sorghum bicolor (sorghum) is the source of this 836-nucleotide messenger RNA. Its product is annotated as 39S ribosomal protein L47, mitochondrial. NCBI's taxonomy places the organism in Eukaryota, Viridiplantae, Streptophyta, Magnoliopsida, Poales, Poaceae. Bases 174 to 614 code for a protein of 146 amino acids. Gene Ontology annotation, cellular component: mitochondrial ribosome; mitochondrial large ribosomal subunit. Gene Ontology annotation, molecular function: structural constituent of ribosome. The record is from RefSeq and is a predicted model, not a curated record. Gene Ontology annotation, biological process: mitochondrial translation. The transcript is spliced from 4 exons.
AAGCCUAGCAGAGGGGAAGAGAGUGGGUCCACACUGUCAGUCCCUACUCGAGUAGCGAAAACCCUCUCGCAGUCGCAUGUCGCAUCUCAUCUAAACCCUUCUCAUCCCCCACCUCUCCCGCGGAUCGCCUGCCGCCGCCGCCGCUGCCGGACGCCGCCACCGCCGCCGCCGUGAUGCUGUCCCUGUCGAGGGCGCUAGGGAGGCGGCUCUUCUCAUCCGCCGCCGCCGCCGCUUCAGAGUCCGCCGCCGCCGCGUCGACGUCUGCGGUGAGGAAGGCGCAGAACCCGCUCGAGGAGUUCUUCGAGGUCGAGCGGAGCACCGAGGAGGACAAGCCCCCUCCCCACUACGGUCGCAGUUGGAAGGCUUCUGAAUUGCGCUUAAAAUCUUGGGAUGAUCUUCAGAAGCUGUGGUAUGUUCUCCUAAAGGAAAAGAACAUGCUAAUGACACAGCGUCAGAUGCUGCACUCAGAGAACAUGCGGUUUCCAAAUCCAGAGCGAAUUUCCAAGGUAAAAAAAUCAAUGUGCCGGAUAAAACAUGUCUUGACUGAGAGGGCUAUAGCCGAGCCUGAUCCAAGGAGAUCUUCGGAAAUGAAGCGGAUGAUAAACGCCCUGUGAUUCACUCAUAUGCAUUCCCGUGGGACUAGCGUGAUAAAGGAUGAGUGGCAGUUAGAGAAAGAUUUGCUUGCUUCUGUUGUAUCUUUAUCAGAAGACGUGUAAGACCUAAUCUUUUAGAUACCCAUGAUAUAUGCUCGCAAAAAAAUUAUUGACAUUAACAUAUUCGAUCCAAUAAUUGACCCUUGAGCUUUUUUGCAAUCUGAUUUGCGAUUUGGUCCUUAA